CUGGCAGCCAGCAUGAGGGGAGUGCAGCCGGCCUUGUUCUGGUGUUCAAUAUUGGACGCGUGGUCGAGUAGCAGGGCCACAACAUCUCUAUGCCCCUUCCAGCAGGCCAGGGAGGAGCUGAGCCACUGUCAAAUGACCCUCCCUGCAGUGUGCGUGUGUGCGUGCAUGCGUGCGAGGGGGAGUAACAAUCAUGUUCGCAUACUCACUCUUGCGUUCAUAUCUGGUGACACAAAAUGUCGUUCCGUUGUCCGAGGAGCUGGAGUUGGUGGGCAAUAAAUGGAAGUUGACGGCGGCGGGAUCGAUGGCCUUCAUGUGUGUGGAGUGGACAGG
Geodia barretti is the source of this 330-nucleotide messenger RNA. The record is from the annotation of a GenBank genome assembly. NCBI's taxonomy places the organism in Eukaryota, Metazoa, Porifera, Demospongiae, Tetractinellida, Geodiidae.